Messenger RNA from Periophthalmus magnuspinnatus, 2740 nucleotides. RefSeq names its product netrin 1a (gene ntn1a). Gene Ontology annotation, molecular function: protein binding. Bases 313 to 2103 code for a protein of 596 amino acids. The transcript is spliced from 6 exons. The record is from RefSeq and is a predicted model, not a curated record. NCBI's taxonomy places the organism in Eukaryota, Metazoa, Chordata, Actinopteri, Gobiiformes, Gobiidae.
CUGAAACAGACUGAAACAGACUGAAACAGACUGAAACAGACUGAAACAUCUGAAACAUCUGAAACAUCUGAAAGAGACUGAAACAUCUGAAACAGACUGAAACAGGUGGAUCUUGAUUCUUCACAUUUGUGGGAGAUUCACUUUAAAGACUCUGCGGCUCGUGUGUUUCUGUGGGACGCGCCUCUGCUCCGGGACACUUCUUUGCUCCUUUUCUCCUCAUCUUCUCUUUUCCUCCUCUGCUCCUCUCUUCCUCUCUUCCUCCUCCUCUCUUCCUCCUCUCUUCCUCUCUUCCUCCUCCUCUGCUCCGCACAGAUGCUCCUCGUGCUCCUCUGCGCGUCCCUGUGGCUCCGGGGCGCGCUCUCUUACGGGGUGUUCGCGGCGCAGAGCUCGGCCCCGGACCCCUGCUACGACGAGCACGGACACCCGCGCCGCUGCAUCCCGGACUUCGUGAACGCGGCGUUCGGUAAAGAGGUCAAAGUGUCCAGCACGUGCGGGAAAACCCCGAGCCGCUACUGCGUGGUCACCUCCGCGGAGAAAGGAGCGGAGCGGACCCGGACCUGCCACACGUGCGACGCCUCGGACCCGCGGAAGGCGCAUCCUCCCGCGUAUCUCACCGACCUCAACAACCCGCACAACCUCACGUGCUGGAGGAGCGACAGCUUCAGGCAGCACCCGCAGAACGUCACGCUCACGCUGUCCCUCAGCAAGAAGUUUGAAGUGACCUACGUGAGCGUCCAGUUCUGCUCCCCGCGCCCCGAGUCUCUGGUCAUCCACAAGUCCAUGGACUACGGGAAAACGUGGGUCCCGUUCCAGUUUUACUCCACGCAGUGCAGGAAAAUGUACAACAAACCGAACCGCGCCGCGAUCACGAAGCAGAACGAGCAGGAGGCGGUGUGCACGGACUCGCACACGGACAUGUACCCGCUGACCGGGGGCCUCAUCGCCUUCAGCACUUUGGACGGACGCCCCUCCGCGCACGACUUCGACAACUCCCCGGUGCUGCAGGACUGGGUCACGGCCACGGACAUUAAAGUGACGUUCAGCCGCCUCCACACGUUUGGAGACGAGAACGAGGACGACUCGGAGCUCGCGCGGGACUCGUACUUUUACGCCGUGUCGGACCUGCAGGUGGGCGGGAGGUGCAAGUGCAACGGACACGCGUCCCGCUGCGUCACGGACCGGGACGGUGUCCAGGUGUGUGACUGUAAACACAACACCGCGGGCCCCGAGUGUGACCGGUGCAAACCCUUCCACUACGACCGGCCCUGGCAGCGCGCCACGGCCCGAGAGGCCAACGAGUGCGUGGCGUGUAACUGUAACCUUCACGCCCGGAGGUGUCGCUUCAACAUGGAGCUGUACAAACUGUCGGGGAGGAAGAGCGGAGGAGUCUGCCUCAACUGUCGCCACAACACGGCCGGACGCCACUGCCACUACUGCAAAGAGGGAUACUACCGAGACAUGUCCAAGCCCAUCACGCACCGCAAAGCCUGCAAAGCGUGUGACUGUCAUCCCGUGGGCGCCGCUGGAAAAACGUGUAACCAAACCACGGGCCAGUGUCCCUGUAAAGACGGCGUCACUGGCAUCACAUGCAACAGAUGCGCUAAAGGCUACCAGCAGAGCCGCUCGCCCAUCGCCCCGUGUAUAAAAAUUCCAGUUGCGCCGCCUACGACGGCUUCCACCGGCCCAGAGGAAGCGUCUGACUGUGAGUCCUACUGCAAAGCCUCAAAAGGAAAACUGAAGAUCAACAUGAAGAAGUACUGCAAGAAGGACUACGCGGUCCAGGCGCACAUCCUGAAGGCGGACAAGGCGGGCGAGUGGUGGAAGUUCACCGUCAACAUCAUCUCGGUGUACAAACAGGGCGAGAGCCGGAUCCGCCGCGGGGACCAGUUCCUGUGGGUGCGGGCCAAAGACGUGGCGUGUAAAUGCCCCAAAAUCAAACCGGGGAAAAAGUACCUGCUCCUGGGCAGCGACGAGGCGUCCCCCGGGCAGGGCGGGGUCGUGGCGGACAAGGGCAGCCUGGUGAUCCAGUGGAGAGACACGUGGGCACGCCGGCUCCGGAAGUUUCAGCAGAGAGAGAAGAAAGGCAAAUGUAAGAAGCCCUGAGCCGAGAACGAGCGGAAACACGGGAGAGACACGGGACUACAGAGAACGGACUGUUUAUGUCGCUGCUUUUUGUGUAGAAGCAUGAAGAGAAAUAUUUAGGAUGAUUUUUUUGUUUUGUUUUGUUAUUAGUGAAUUUUGGUUGAAGGAGCUCCCCCUACAGGUUUGGUUGUGCGUCGACUCUCGUGGAUUUGCCGAUUUUGCACCAUUACCGCUGUGUAAAGACGGUUCUGUUUAUUUCCUCUGUAGAUUCACACGUGGGCGUUUCCGGUCGGCCGCCGGUGUAAAACGCAGGAGGCGGAGUCACUCGGCCGUUAGCGCCGCCGCUGCAUGACGGGCGUUUGCGUUUCUUUGUAUUUUUUUACGCGGGUGUUUUGGCGUCGUACGAACCGGCCUCGUGGUGCAGCGAUUCACAAACGCAUCAGGGUUUCAGCGGUUUACCACUCGCCUGCUCCGUGUGAAAUAAACUCAUGUUUGUUUUUUUUAAAGUAUUAUUACAUGUUAUUUUUAUAGACCCGCCGGUUUACAUGUGCUACGAAAUGUCGACUUAUAAACAAAAAGAAUCAUGAUCACUUCCCACAGAAAACAGAUUUAAUUAUUAUUAUUUUUAUUUUUGGAAAGCAAUAAAAUUACAGCGCUA